Cryptomeria japonica (Japanese cedar) is the source of this 882-nucleotide messenger RNA. Its product is annotated as subtilisin-like protease SBT1.8. The transcript has 2 exons. Gene Ontology annotation, biological process: proteolysis. Bases 1 to 882 code for a protein of 293 amino acids. The record is from RefSeq and is a predicted model, not a curated record. NCBI's taxonomy places the organism in Eukaryota, Viridiplantae, Streptophyta, Pinopsida, Cupressales, Cupressaceae. Gene Ontology annotation, molecular function: serine-type endopeptidase activity.
AUGGUAGCUGCGAAUUCUUCAAGGGGCCCAAGCAAAGGGUAUCCACACAAUCUCAAGCCCGACAAGAUUGGUCCCGGUGUGAACAUAUUGGAAGCAUACACCGGAGACAUUGCGGACUACUACAUCGAUUCGGGGACUUCCAUCGCGUGCCUGAAGAUAGAUGAUGCUGGUCGAGCAUGCAUCUGUGAGCUUAGCCACUAUUUUUGGCUUCCACCGUCAUGCAUCGCUAAACUUUCAGAUCCACCGGGCGUUGCAGCUCUGGUAAAAGCCAUACAUCCAACGUGGAGCCCUGCGGCGAUAAAGUCUGCACUCAUGAAGUCUUCUUACACGGUUGAUAACGCAGGGCAGCCUAUUAGGGAUUCAUAUAUGGAACCAGCAAACCCCUUUGCAAUGGGUGCACGUCAUGUGGACCCAAAAGCUGCGGUAGAUCCUGGACUUGUCUACGAUAUGGCACCUCAAGACUACAUCAACUUACUCUGCUCUCUCAACUCCACCAAAGAAAAAAUUGCUCUCCUAACAAAAGAGAGAGGUUUCUGUCCCAAGGCCACUUUGGAAGCAGGAGAUCUCAACUAUCCCUCCUUCUCCGUGGUGUUUGAGUCAGGCAGUAAAUCGGUUCACGUGAAGAGGAGAAGAGUAACUUAUGUGAGUAGAAAAGAUCAUGCGGUUUAUCAAGUGACUGUGAAGAAUCCUCCUGGAGUCAAUAUCAGCGUGAAACCACGGAAAUUAGUUUUCAGAAAGCGGAACGACACUGCUAGCUAUAGUGUAACUUUCCGAAUCCAUUUAACUUCUAGUGAUAUGAAAAUGGGAUUUGGAGAGAUAGGAUGGAAGUGUAUCGAAGGUGGAACACAACUUGUUCGUAGCCCAAUUGCCAUAAUAUGGUGA